Molecule: messenger RNA, 1290 nt
Organism: Closterium sp. Naga37s-1
Lineage: Eukaryota; Viridiplantae; Streptophyta; Zygnematophyceae; Desmidiales; Closteriaceae
Source: the annotation of a GenBank genome assembly
AUGGAGCGAUCUGUGGCGUCGAAGCAACGGCAAUCUGCCAAGCAACAGAAGCCGUCUGAGCCGGCUGUACAACAAAGCCCUCCUGCGCCACUAUUUUCUGGACCGAAUCUUCAGAAGAACCUCGCCGCUGUGAACCUCAGUCGCACAUACCUUGCCAUUAUAGCAGGUGUAGUGGCAGGCAUAUUAGCACGUCGCUCUGAUCACAAGUCUGACCAUGGUUCCCUACAUCCCCUCUCUUUCCCACAAAUCUCCUUCCCCUCGUUCUCCCCUUCCCCGCCUCCCUCCUUUCCCGCCCUCCCCCUUUUCUCCCUCUUCCCCUUCCCGCUACCCCGCCGUCAUGAUUUCCACAUGCUCGUGCUCUGCUCAGGUGAGGGUGCUAGCAAAGCGAAGGUCAAAGCGGAUUACGGAGGGAGAGUGCGAACCUUCCCCCACGUUGAGGGCAACUUCGCCGUUCAUGUCUUCAUUCCAGUUACCAUCCCUGCCUCUCUCCAGCCGCUCCUCCAAUCGCACCUCCGCACUGCCAUCAGCGCCCUCCCUGCACUGGCACCCGUGGACCCGGACUCACUCAAAGCUGCUGUUGCUGGUGUUGGUGGUGGUGGUGCUGCUAUUGCUGAUUGUGGUUUUGGUGCUACUGUUACUGGUGCUGGUGGUGGUGCUACUACUGCGGCUGCAAUGCAUGCCCUGGUUACAGGGGAGGUUCACAUGACGGCUGCUCGCACUCCAUUGGACAAGUCAGCGUUUACUACCAACAAGAUGACUCAAUCCUUGCACUUCCCCCUCUCUUCUAGUGCCUGUCACUUUCCCCUCCACGGCACCAGCUUCCACUUGCAUUUGGACAAGUGGACGGCAUUUGUCAACGAUGAUAAGACUCGCUGCUUUUCUCUUUCCAUCACUUGUUACUCACUCCCCCCGCUUCCCCUCCACGGCAGCAGCUUCCACUUGCAUUUGGACAAGUGGACGGCAUUUGUUAACGAUGAGAAGACUCGCUCCUUCCUCGCCCUUGAAGCUGCCCGGGAGGGACUGCCUGAGUUCGCCUCUCUGGUUCAUUGCAUCGACCAGGCAUAUGCUGUUCACGGUCUUCCUCCGUACUAUGAUAACCCACGCCCACACGUGUCCCUGCUCUGGGUAGCUGGUAACCACCUCGACCAGUUACUCUCCAUCGCACAUAGCUUACAAAUGUCGUGUGGUGGUCUUCCUCUUUGCAUCCGAGUGAAUGUGGGCAAGGUUGUUUGUAGAGUGGGGCAAAAAGUGCACACGGUGUGGGAGGACAAUCGUAGAGCAAUGCUGUAG